CACCAUUCUCAACGGACGGACACCGGGGCAGGGCAGGGCAGGGAUCCCCUCCGCAUUCAAUCAUCGCAACUGUCGCAAUCGCAACCAACCGUUCGUCGUCCGAGCAUACCUAGCUGAGGUCUUGUCCCAACAUCAUCUCUUCCCGACCCUCGCUUCACCAGGCAGGCCGUCUACGCAGCGCUUUCACCGUGUCUUCUCGCUUGACAUCGAUCCGCCGUUCCCGCCCUGUGCGCUGCGCAAUACCAAUUGCCCUUCCCCCUCCAAAUUCGCAAAGCGAAGCUAUAAGGCGCCCCGACUCGAAGCUACAACGCCAACCAUGGUCAUCUACUCCUUUUACAUCUUCGACCGGCAUACGGAAUGCAUCUACUCCAAGACCUGGCUCCCACCCCCUCCUGCCCCGGGGGCACAACCACAGCAUGAUAUUUCGACAAGCACUACCGGCGCCGCCGUGGCCUCCUCCGACCCUCACCAUCAUAAUCCCAACACGCUACGCAGCUCACGCUCGGCCGUCAGCGCAGCCAACAAAGCCUCGGACGAUGCCAAGUUGAUCUUCGGCACCGUGUUCUCGCUGCGCAACAUGGUGCGCAAGCUGGGCGGCGAAGACGACGCCUUCAUCAGUUAUAGGACAGCCCAGUACAAACUGCACUACUACGAGACGGCUAGCAACCUACGCUUUGUCAUGCUGACGGACACGGGGACGCUGAGCAUGCGGAACGUGAUGCAUCAGAUAUACAUCAAUUUGUGGUGUGAAUAUGUGGUCAAGAACCCUCUCGCACCCGUCGAACACAAAGGCGGCGCCGGCGUCAGGAACGAGCUAUUCGAGCUGGGCCUAAACCAGUUUAUCACUGGUUUAAUGUGAGACCUCUUCAUCCAGCCCCUGAUUGAGAUUUACAGUACAGCACAUGAGCACAAACACCCGAAUCGGUUUGCGCCUCGCGUUUGGGCCUCUUCCAGCGACACUCCAUCCACCGUCGUGAGCCCACCUAACCCCAUCAACAUACUCGCUCAGUUUUCUGCUCCCCUGGCAGACACAAAAAAGGCUGAUGAAAGAGUUCGACACAUAGCGGUCAAGCCGGCGGCCAGCGAUAACGGAGCAAAGGCAAUGCAAUGUGGUUCCCCCGGGACAAGACCUUGGUUAAAGUCUGGCUUAUGGCCUCUUGCGAAAGGAUGAGAAAGAGCCCGAGCCCAAACCAUUGUCGAUUCGCGAGCGAGAGCCUGGACUCACUAAAACAGAAUAAGUAGAGAGGGGUUUUGUGUCCAUUUUUCAUGCAGACACAAGAGGACCAAACCAUGGACCUGGCCGUUUGCGGAACUGGCCUCGCCAUGAGACCAGAUGAAGAGGAGGAGCAUAUACAUAUAAAGACGGGAUGACCCGUCGAGAGCACCGGCGUGGGAUGGCCGUGAUAGACAUGUCGAAACAAGCAUACCACAUACUUGCUGUAAUGAAAGAACGAACAUAGCGAUACUAACAAAUUAAUACCACAUUGACAAACCG
Molecule: messenger RNA, 1495 nt
Organism: Neurospora crassa OR74A
Lineage: Eukaryota; Fungi; Ascomycota; Sordariomycetes; Sordariales; Sordariaceae
Product: TRAPP complex subunit, variant
Exons: 3
Coding region: 317-859 (180 amino acids)
Biological process (GO): endoplasmic reticulum to Golgi vesicle-mediated transport
Cellular component (GO): TRAPP complex
Source: RefSeq, a predicted model, not a curated record